AUGAUGAGGAUACGACUCCCCUUUGCAGGGUUAUUUUUCGUCCUCCUCCUCGUAGCCGCGUACGUCGGCCUCAGCUCUUUCCACGUGGAACCCUACGUCAACGACAAAGUCCUCCACUUCCUGACCUUCUUCCUCCUGACCGUGUUCUUCUACUGGAUCAUCGACACCACCCGCCGCCGCACCCUCAACCUCACCCUCGUCGUCUGCACCGCCAUCCUCGGCCUCGGCUCCGAGAUCCUCCAAGCCCUCCUCCCCAACGGCCGCACCUUCGACAUCUGGGACGUCGCCGCCAACGUGGCCGGCUCCCUUGCCGCCGUGGGCCUCUGCACCUGGUACCACAAGCGCAUGCUCGAACGCCGCCGCGCGCGGAGGGGCUAUGGCGCCGUGCCCGGUGAAGCCGAUGCCGAUGCCGAUCUCGAGCUCGGCGAGUCCUCCGCAGAUGUUGCCCUCGGACAGGAGGAGGGCGUCACGGGCGGGUCCCCCCCAACCAGGGCUGGCCGCACGCUCGAAGAGGAGGUCGAUAAUUGGGAUGAGAACGCUGUCGACGACUGGGAGGGUACUCAGGCUGACGAAGAGGGGGCGCCGCUGGCCAAGGGAAAGGCCAAGUCGAAUGAUGUCGCCUCUGGGGAUAUUGGAGACGGGAAGCGCGCCGACUAG
Molecule: messenger RNA, 657 nt
Organism: Sodiomyces alkalinus F11
Lineage: Eukaryota; Fungi; Ascomycota; Sordariomycetes; Glomerellales; Plectosphaerellaceae
Exons: 2
Coding region: 1-657 (218 amino acids)
Source: RefSeq, a predicted model, not a curated record